Messenger RNA from Aureococcus anophagefferens, 264 nucleotides. RefSeq lists its product as hypothetical. Gene Ontology annotation, cellular component: nucleus. The annotation marks the transcript as partial. Gene Ontology annotation, molecular function: ATP hydrolysis activity. Lineage: Eukaryota; Pelagophyceae; Pelagomonadales; Pelagomonadaceae. The record is from RefSeq and is a predicted model, not a curated record. The transcript has a single exon.
UGGCGGCCCCGCGUCGACUUCUUCCGCAUCGAGGGCAGCGUCGCGGCCGCGGAGCGGCAGAAGAUGGUCGAGGCCUUCGAGGCCGACGGCGCGCGCGCGCGCGUCUUCCUCCUGAGCACCAAGGCGGGCAACAUGGGCAUCAACCUCGUCGCCGCGAACCGCGUCGUCCUCUUCGACGCGUGCUGGAACCCGGCCAUCGACCGCCAGGCCCUCUUCCGCUGCUUCCGCUACGGCCAGACGAAGCACGUCUACAUCUAUCGACUC